UGGGAAGGAGCGCGCCUAGCAAGGACGCGCUGUUUGUGUCUCGGGGACGCGCCAAGCAGUGCAGAUGUGUCGCAGAUUUGGAAAGUCACUGUACGUACGGAAAGAUCUAGUACAAGGAAGUGAAACGGGGAAUACAACCUCCUAACUAAAACGAAAACAAGGCUUAAUCGAGAGGGGAGGGGCGGAGAAGACGGUUUUGUUAUGCGACAAGCAUUCUCAUGAACAGUUACUUUUUUGCAUUGGACGUAACCACAGUGAACAGUCGCUAUAACAGUUUGUGCGUAUAGUUGCCUAUUGGUUCGAUCCUAUGGAGCUGUCAGCUAUUGGCGAACAAGUGUUUGCCGUGGAAUCAAUCAUUAAAAAAAGAGUUAAAAAGGGAAAUGUGGAAUACCUGCUGAAGUGGAAAGGAUGGCCUCCCAAGUACAGCACAUGGGAGCCUGAGGAGCAUAUUCUGGACCAGCGCCUCAUUCAGGCCUAUGAGGAGAAAGAGCAGAGAGACAGAGCCUUGGGACAUAGGAAGAGAGGCCCCAAACCAAAGCGACUUCGGCUACAGAACACAGUCUACACUAUGGACUUGCGGAGUGCCCACAAGGCUCCAGAGAAGCCCCAAGCUCGCCUGCGUCUCUCCCUGACCCGCUCACUGGAUUCUGGGGCUGAGGAGCAGACGUAUGAAGCCUGCCGGAGAAGCCUGCCCCCACGGCUGGACGACCUUAAGAACCAACCCCACAGGUCACAGUUUGUGUGUCUCACUGCUCCUCCUCGCUCCCCCACCCCAACACAAAACAAGGACUGGGGAGGGAGGGAGGAGGGGAAUGAGGACGAGGAGGACAUGGAGGAAGAGGAAGAAGAGGAGGUUAGACAGGAGUCGGUCAGACAGACAGAGAUAUGUGGUGGCAUGCUGAAUGGGCAGAAAGGGACCAUGGAGUGGAGCUCUGCUAUUGGACCUGAGGAAAUGACAGCAUCUGAGAGGUCAGACGUUUGGAGCCCUGUGAUUGGCCCAGGAGAAGUGACAGUCACUGAUGUUACAAUCAACUCCCUGACGGUGACGUUCCGAGAGGCCUUGGCAGCUAAAGGUUUUUUCAGGGGCCUGGGCUUGGAGUUCUAAGACACACAGCGACAAAAGGAGAAAACUUUGACAGGGAGGGUGGAGAGAGACAAAGAGAGUGAGAGGGAGAAGUAGAAAGAGAGAUGGGUGGACGCUUUGGAAAUAUGGAAAGCUCUCAAGUUCGACUUAUCAAAUCUAUUAUUAGUUUCCUCCUCUACCCUCCCCAGCCUAGACAGUGCAAUCUCUCUUUCUUCUUAUCCCUCUAUCGCCUCUUCCACACUAACUUCUACUGUUCAAUUCUAUAUUUGAGCAUUCUGAAGGGUACAAGAUGCUGUCUACUAACUACAUUGAAAUGGUCAUAGACACUCAUACAAUGAGAUAUUCAGAAUACACUAUAGAUGCCACUAGCCUGUACAAAAUGGAUUUGUGAAGUACUUAUCUAGACUGUUAUUUUUUGUAAACAUGUGGCUUAUGAGUUUUGUAUGAUUGUUCAGAUCCUCUGCAAGAAGACCACAAUCACCCUGCAUGCCUUUUUACAUGCCUCACACACCCACACAAUGGUGUAUUGGACAUUAUUUUGUUACCCCAGCCACUUAGUGUGAUAUUAAACAAAUAUGUUGUUUAAAAACCAAGAACUAUGACUUGAUAACAGUCUGUACUGAAUUGCACUGCAUUAACAUCGUGAACUUGAUGUGUCAUCCCUAUGGAAUCUUUCUGGUUGGCUCCCAUUGGUCAGAGGUUGUUUAUCCAACUGGGGUGAUUGGUCAGAGUCUUGUGACUCUACACUCUCUCUGUGACCACAAAGACAUGAGUGGAAGUGCCUGAUGUUUCUGUGCCAUUUGCAGGACUAGCACACAAACAUAGAAACUGCCCCAUCUAUUUUGGUCUGAUAAGAGUGUAUGAACUGUCUUUUGUUAUGAUUGGAGCUUAUAACUCCAGAAUGAAUUAUAAGGGUUAAACUGAGAAGAAGCAUAAAAGGAGUGUGAUGGAUGUAUUUGUGGUCAUUAUUUUUCUAUAUUGAUAUGAAUGUAGUGUAUUUAUUCUCAGAGAGAGAACCUUUGUGUAUCUGUCAUGUAGCAGAUGAACUGAAAAGUUUUUAUAACAUUUUGUGAUGAAGAUUGUGCUGACUAAUACGAUGGCCAUUAUGAUUAUGAGACUUGACCUGGAUAAAGUACCUUUGGUAAAUACUGUCAGUUUUAACUACUUAGGGGUGCACUUCAUUUAGGUUGACCUGUGCAAUUACAUGAAUGGAACAAUCCCCAUAUGUGCAAACUCUGACAUAUAUUCAACAUACAGUUACCCUGCAUAUUUGACUAUUGGAAUUGACCCAGGUCUGGAUGAAAUCAGCAUGUUUGAUGUUGCCAACAUUUGGUUCCAGCUUUGUGCUGCUUCUUGAGUCAUUGCUGAGUAAAGAAAAAUUGCACUUUAUGUCCAGUUCAGAAAUGUCCUGUAGUAAAAUUUCUGCAAUAUAUCUUCCAGUCUACAAAUGUCCAUGUGUAUACCAUUUUUAUUUCUAUUGUACAAAAAUAAAUGUAUCAUGUUUAACUAGA
Osmerus eperlanus (European smelt) is the source of this 2595-nucleotide messenger RNA. It is a transcript of the gene cbx7b, whose product is annotated as chromobox homolog 7b. Bases 308 to 1105 code for a protein of 265 amino acids. Gene Ontology annotation, cellular component: PRC1 complex. The record is from RefSeq and is a predicted model, not a curated record. Lineage: Eukaryota; Metazoa; Chordata; Actinopteri; Osmeriformes; Osmeridae. Gene Ontology annotation, biological process: negative regulation of transcription by RNA polymerase II. The transcript is spliced from 6 exons.